Molecule: messenger RNA, 3159 nt
Organism: Helianthus annuus (common sunflower)
Lineage: Eukaryota; Viridiplantae; Streptophyta; Magnoliopsida; Asterales; Asteraceae
Product: pre-mRNA-processing protein 40A
Exons: 25
Coding region: 150-2984 (944 amino acids)
Biological process (GO): signal transduction; mRNA cis splicing, via spliceosome
Cellular component (GO): U2-type prespliceosome; U1 snRNP
Molecular function (GO): RNA binding; protein binding
Source: RefSeq, a predicted model, not a curated record
AACCAUUCUUCCUUCAGUUUUGUUCAAUUUCCCAAUCAUAUUAACAAGAAGAAUUUCUUCGGCACCAGCAACGGCUAAUUGUACGUUGAGUUAUAACGGCGAAUUAGGGUUUAUUAGAUCCAUUUGUUGUUUCUCUCUUAUGUCCUACAAUGGAUAAUAACCCUCAGAAUCCCGCUUCACAGUCUCUUCGGCCACCUGCAAUUGGAUCCAUUGGUUCUCAAAGUUUUGGAACAAACUACUCGAUGCAAUUCCGGGGGGCUACGGUUACACCACAACAGGGUCAACCAUUUAUGCAGCCAGGUUCAGCCGCUCCGCAAUAUCGUCCAGUGGGUCAAACUCCGUUACCACAGUAUUCUCAACUGUUGCAGCAGAGGCCGGGUGGGCACCCCUCUCCAUCAUCACAACCGAUGCCGAUGCCAUAUAUGCAGCAGCCACCACAGUUCCAGAACCAGAACCCUGGAGUACCUCUUUCAUCUUCGUAUACAUUCAAUGCACCGUCAUUCGGGCAACCAACAAAUGUGUCUUCUCAGUUUCAUGCUGUCUCACAGAUGCACGCACCUGUUGUUUCUAGUGGAGGACAACCUUGGAUGUCUUCUGCAAAUCAAGGUCCACCGACUGUUUCAUCGGUGCCACAAACUGGACAGCAGCCUUCAACCGCCACUCCCCCAAAUCAGCAGGCAUCAAGUGCCGUCGAUGCUAGUCAAGAGGCAUCAGCUGAUUGGCAAGAGUAUACAGCUGCUGAUGGAAGAAGAUAUUAUUACAACAAGAGAACAAAACAAUCUUCUUGGGAGAAGCCUUUGGAGUUGAUGACACCUUUGGAGAGAGCUGAUGCUUCUACUGUUUGGAAAGAGUUCACAACGGCAGAGGGCAAAAAAUAUUAUUACAACAAAGAUACAAAACAAUCUAAAUGGACGAUACCCGAGGAAUUGAAGCUGGCUCGUGAGCUGGCUGAGAAAGAAGCUUCUAGAGGGACUCAAUCACCAGCCUCUAUAACACCCUCUGCACUCGAUCAAGCUUCCGCUCUUGCUUCUGCUAACUCAGUUAAAGAGGUGUCUUCAAGCCCUGUAGCCGUUACACCUGUCAUCCCUGCUGGCAAUGCUCCCCCUAAUGUGGCGUCUGAGCCAUCUUCAACGGUUUCUGCGAGUGCCAACAUGCAUUCGUCUCCAUUGGGCAAAACAGAGAAUUCGUCUUCCCACGGUGUUCCAAAAUCUAUAGAUGGAGUCUCUGUACAAGACACAGAGGAAGCUAAGAAGGGCAUGGCAGCUGCCGGAAAAGUGAACACAACGCCAGUAGAUGAGAAAGCUGCGGAUGAUGAGCAAUUUUUAUAUGCUAGUAAGCAGGAGGCAAAAAUGGCUUUUAAAGCUUUACUGGAGGAGUCAAAUGUUAAGGCUGAUUGGAACUGGGAGCAGGCAAUGAGAGUGAUCAUAAAUGACAAAAGAUACGGUGCGUUAAAAGCACAUGGUGAACGGAAACAGGCAUUCAAUGAGUAUUUGAUGCAAAGAAAGAAAGUGGAGGCUGAGGAGAGGCGGUUGAAGCAGAGAAAAGCAAAAGAAGAGUUUACAAAGAUGUUGGAAGAGUCUGAGGAACUGACAUCAUCCAUGCGAUGGAGCAAAGCAAUGGCAUUAUUUGAAGACGAUGAACGGUACAAGGCUGUUGACCGACCUUCUGACCGUGAAGAUCUUUUCCAAAACUACCUUGUCGACCUACAGAAGAAAGAGCGAGCAAAAGCUCAAGAAGAGCAGAGGCAAAACCGAUCUGAGUACCGACAGUUUUUGGAAACUUGUGGCUUGAUUAAGGUGGAUACUCAGUGGCGAAAAGUUCAGGAUCGUUUGGAAGAUGACGAAAGAUGUUCACGCCUUGAAAAAAUCGAUCGGUUGGAGAUUUUCCAGGAAUACAUCCGUGAUUUGGAGAAGGAAGAAGAUGAACAAAGGAAAAUUAAAAAGGAACAUAUAAAACGGGUGGAACGCAAAAAUCGUGAUGAGUUCCGUAAGAUGCUGGAAGAACAUGUGACUUCUGGUACACUUACCGCUAAAACUCAAUGGCGUGACUAUUGUCAAAAGGUGAAGGAGUCGGUAGCUUAUCAGGCUGUUGCUUCAAAUACAUCUGGCUCAACCCCGAGAGAUUUGUUUGAAGAUGUAGUUGAGGAGUUGGAAAAGAAGUACCAUGAAGAUAAAAUUCGUGUGAAAGAUUCGCUGAAAUCGAAGAAGGUUGCUGUUUUACCAACAUGGACAUUGGAAGAUUUGAAGGCUGCUAUUGAGGACGACAUCAUCUCAUCUUUAUCAGAUAUUAAUCUGCAGCUUGUGUUUGAAGAUUUGGUUGAGAGGGCAAAGGAGAAAGAGGAGAAGGAAUUAAAGAAACGUCUGUCUCUUGUGAAAGAUUUCACCGAGUUACUGUAUGAGAUCAAGGAAAUAACCGCAUCUUCUUCAUGGGAUGAUUGCCUGCCACUCUUUGAGGAAAGCUCUGAAUUCAGAGCUAUUGGUGAUGAGAGUGCUGCACGUGAAGCCUUUGAGGAAUAUGUUGCUCGUUUAGUGGAGAAGGCAAAGGAGAAGGAACGUAAACGGGAGGAAGAGAAGGCCAGAAAGGAGGAAAAAGAGAGGAGAAAGGAGAAAGAACGAAAAGAGAAAGAGAAAGAUAGAGAAGAGAGGGAAAAAGAAAAGAGUAAAGAUAAAGAUCGAUCAAAAAAAGACGAUUCAGAUAGUGAGAAUUUAGAUACAGUUGUGGAACACAAAGAGGACAAAAAACGAGACAGAAAACAUCGUAAGCGUCAUCAAGAUGAUGUGGCGUCUGACAAGGAUGAAAGGGAUGACUCCAAGAGGUCUCGCAGACAUGGCAGUGACCGCAAAAAGUCAAGAAAGCAUGCAUAUUCACCUGAAUCUGAUACCGAAAGUAAACAUAAGAAACACAAGAGAGAUUCUCGUAGUAAAAAUGGUGGUCAUGAGGAACUUGAAGACGGCGAGGUUGGUGAGGAUGGGGAAAUUCAGUAGGAUAUCAUUUUGAUGACAUAGACUUGUAUUUUUCAUGAAAUUCUAGACAUGUAGUGAGAUUCUGCUUAUGGUUUAUUGAAGUGUAUGUACAAUCACAAGUCAUGAAAGAUAAAUGGCACCUUUUGCAAUGAUUUAAUUUAAUUUAAAUAAAUGGGAUUUCACAUCUUUUUGACAA